AUGGAUCUCCUCUUCCCAUCCCAAGACACUCUUCACGAUGUCUUCCACCCUGCCAUUCCCUUCGGACGCCGACCAGUAGCUUUGGCUGAGAAGCAAGCUGUAUCCUUCCCUCCCAAGCGGACCCCUCUUCAAGCACGGUCUGAACUCUAUACAGCAUGGAGUGUAGUGGAUGAUGCAAAGAACAAGACCAAUGCUUUGAGCGCGGAAGCCGCGAAAGAAUUCGAGAAAGCCAGCGCCAAAGCACAAGCCAAGACUGGUCAUAUCGAGCUUUAUUCUGCUCAAUAUUAUGCUGCUUGUACUUUUGGCGGUCUACUUGCUUGUGGACUUACUCAUACCGCUGUCACUCCUCUCGAUUUGGUGAAAUGUAGACGUCAAGUCGAUUCGAAAAUGUACACCGGGAACUUCCAGGCUUGGGGUAAAAUUGCUCGUGCUGAAGGAUUCCGAGGCAUCUACACCGGCUGGGGACCGACUUUCUUUGGAUAUUCCGCUCAAGGAGCGUUCAAAUACGGUGGAUACGAAUAUUUCAAGAAAUUCUAUUCUGACCUUGCGGGACCUGACAAUGCGUAUAAAUAUAAGACAGCCCUGUAUCUGGCCGCAAGUGCUUCUGCCGAAUUCAUCGCCGAUGUUGCGCUCUGUCCCUUCGAGGCCGUCAAGGUGAGAAUGCAGACUACCAUUCCACCAUUUGCUUCCGGGACUUUCAAUGGGAUCAGUCAGAUUACCAGUAAGGAAGGCUUUGGUGGACUCUACAAGGGAUUGUACCCUCUUUGGGGUCGCCAAAUCCCAUACACCAUGAUGAAAUUCGCUUCCUUUGAGACCAUUGUAGAGAUGAUCUAUGAACGCUUGCCAGGUCAGAAGUCAGAUUAUGGCAAGGGCGCCCAGACUGCUGUCUCAUUCACUGGUGGUUAUCUUGCUGGUAUUCUAUGUGCUAUUGUCAGCCAUCCUGCCGAUGUUAUGGUGUCCAAACUUAAUGCCAAUCGCCAACCAGGCGAAGCUUUUGGUGCUGCCAUGGGUCGAAUUUAUAAGGAUAUCGGAUUUUCUGGUCUUUGGAAUGGACUCCCCGUCAGAAUUGUAAUGAUUGGAACACUCACAGGUCUACAAUGGAUGAUCUACGAUUAUUUCAAGAUCUUCAUGGGUUUCCCCACCACAGGUGGAGCAGCCCCGCCCCCACAGAAGAGCUAG
Messenger RNA from Mollisia scopiformis, 1179 nucleotides. Its product is annotated as mitochondrial phosphate carrier protein-like protein. The record is from RefSeq and is a predicted model, not a curated record. The transcript has 4 exons. Gene Ontology annotation, molecular function: phosphate transmembrane transporter activity. Bases 1 to 1179 code for a protein of 392 amino acids. Gene Ontology annotation, cellular component: mitochondrial inner membrane. NCBI's taxonomy places the organism in Eukaryota, Fungi, Ascomycota, Leotiomycetes, Helotiales, Mollisiaceae. Gene Ontology annotation, biological process: mitochondrial phosphate ion transmembrane transport.